CAUCGAAAGACUUGCCAUUCAUCCUCACAUUCAGUACUUCACCCUCAACAACAUUCUUACGCACUAUGGACCCUGCCUCUCUAAGUUUUGGAAUCCUGUCCCUAGCGAUGCAGCUAGUGCAGACAGUAAAAGCCGUCAAGGAAUACAUCGCAGCCUACAAAUCAGCGGCGAAAGAGCUCGAAAGCCUCGCCGACAAGCUUGACGAUAUCGAGACUAUUUGCUGCUCCUUGGAAGUUAUUCUUUCAGAUGGAACACGGAGAUUCAACACGCUGGAAGUCAAUCUGCUCCAGAAGUUACGUCGUAUCAUUCAGCAAUGUCUAUCUAAAGUCUCAGAUAUCCAUAAAAUUCUCAAUUCAAUCUCAAGAAUGCAGAAGAAUACCCGGAAUCCGUUGAAGACUGUUGGGGCCCUGUUUCUGCGGUAUAAAGAUCAGAUCCGCCUUGCCACGAAUGGACUGGACCGUUGCCUUUCCUCGCUUCAGCUGCAUAUGACAGCCAAUAUUCUGGCUGUGACUAUGACGUCCCACAAGGCUGUCAGGAGUCCUUUGCCAACCACAACUACUUCAACAGCUAGAGAAGCAAAGAGGAUAUCAGGUGUCAGAAAGCUUGACCCGUGCGACAAGCGUCCAACACGUCGAAAAAGCCCAGAAACUAUCAUCGAUACAUGGAGACAGGCCUGGAGCACCAAAGCUUUUGUACAAUGGACAAGAAGAACAACCAAGGAGGAAAUCUCAUCAGGCUCAAAAUCAUCAGCAAUUCAGGAUGAUUCUAUCUUCACGAUAGGCUCUUCAUUAUUGAGCUUGUACGUGAAAGUGUCGCUACGACGUGGCAACCUGGCCCCAUUUUGUAUCACCCUACAGAUACCUCGAGUUAUUUACCUCCAGGAAGGUCAGCGUCAGAUUGGAGAAAAAGUUGAGAUGGCCUUUAUGGAUGAUAACUUGGGCCAAAUUCAGGCUUUCUUUACUCAAGGCAUUCUGACGCCCGCAACGGUCAUUGCCUGGGAUGAAUAUGAUCCUGACAAUGAGACUUCUCUUCUGGGCCUGGCAGCUUUGACAAAAUCCCAGUCAAUUCUCAGAUUUCUCGCAACGCAAACUUUUGACCUAUCCAACAGAAACCAUAUUGGAAGCGCAAGAUACCUGUAUGCUUUUAAUGGUGAAGAUGGUCCUAGAUGCGUCCUGGAAUACAUCAAGAUACGGCAAGACUCCAUCUUGGCAUCUGAGUUUCACAUGAUCUUGCGAGGCAUUGUAGAUCCCUACAACGCCCAGAUAUGCAUAGAAGCAUGCAAGCCUCACUUCUCUGGUAAUAUGGUAGCCUUCAAUACCGCGGUCUGGAGAUACGCCAUGAAGCAGUUCAAGCACGAUUUAGCAGUGAACAUCGAAGGAUGGGCAGAUCUUAUUGCAGGUUGUAUUUCAAGAGGCUUGGAUAUCCAUCAACAGCUUCGGUCUGAUACUGAGUUCAGUGCCUUGAAAGACAUCCUAUUUUACAACUGGGACACCGACGAGAUAUUGGAACAUGUGCAUCGAUGGAUAGAUAUUUUGGAGGAAGCCGGCGUCAACAUUAAGGAAUAUCUCAUGGUCGAGACGGAGUGUUGUUUCGCGACGUGGCGCGAUACGCCAUAUUGGAAUAACAAGAAAACUGGUUCUUCAAACUACAGGCGCGUUCUCUUCAUCGAAGAGUCAAGAGGAAGACAAUUCCCAUUCUGGGCCCUCUUCAUCCAGGACGAAUGCCCUGUUAAGGAGCUGUUAACGGAACAUGAACACUUUGCGAGUCCGCUCACAUUGUACCAAGGAGGCUCGACACAAGCUUAUAUUGCACAGCAUGAAGCUUGGAAGGAGUAUCAGACCUUGGGGGUUCCGGGUGGAUCUGACAGACAUCGAAAAGGAUGGCCUUUUUGGCUUCCUCUUCGCCAUUACAACGAUUACAGUGCAGAAGAGGCAGAAUGGGUGGAUCGGGAAUUGCAGCUAGCCCAAGACAGGUUUGACAGGAGGCAAAAGCACAAGCAAGUUAAAGUUGGACAACAUAGGCAGAAACAGCGGAUGCCGAUGCCGGGAACUUGGGUAGAGGAUGUUUGAUGUUUGAUCGAAAUUUGUGUCAGCAUACUUUAUACCUGCUGAUAUAUGAAUGAUGAAAUAGUUCACAGGCUUACAAAAGUAACUAUGAUAUCCGUCUCAG
Molecule: messenger RNA, 2169 nt
Organism: Fusarium oxysporum Fo47
Lineage: Eukaryota; Fungi; Ascomycota; Sordariomycetes; Hypocreales; Nectriaceae
Exons: 4
Coding region: 66-2069 (667 amino acids)
Source: RefSeq, a predicted model, not a curated record